Molecule: messenger RNA, 1860 nt
Organism: Agrilus planipennis (emerald ash borer)
Lineage: Eukaryota; Metazoa; Arthropoda; Insecta; Coleoptera; Buprestidae
Product: glucose dehydrogenase [FAD, quinone]-like
Exons: 3
Coding region: 1-1860 (619 amino acids)
Molecular function (GO): oxidoreductase activity, acting on CH-OH group of donors; flavin adenine dinucleotide binding
Source: RefSeq, a predicted model, not a curated record
AUGUGGCGGUCACAGGGGCUGUUUUUUAUGAUCGCCAUUCUAAUCCAAGCAUGCAAAAGUGAUGUCAAUGUAACUACAGAUGGCAGUAGAAGAGCCAAACUCCUUAUUUAUGGUUCUGAUUACGAUGAUAAACCAAUUAACGGCGAAGAAUUCGACUUUAUCAUAGUUGGUGCAGGAUCAGCGGGAUCUGCGAUUGCAAAUAGACUUUCUGAAAUAGCACAAUGGAAAAUUUUAUUGUUAGAAGCGGGUUAUCCGCCUGUGGAAGUUCACGAUAUGCCCAUCCUUGCUCCGGUUUUCCAGUUUACACCAUACAACUGGAAGAAUCUCAUGGAGAAACAAGACUACAUGAGUUUAGGCCUCGAAGAUCAAAGGAUGAGUUGGCCUAGAGGAAAAGGUAUUGGUGGAAGUUCUUUGAUCAAUUACAUGAUACAUGUCCGAGGUAAUCGAUUAGACUAUGACAAAUGGGCAGCCAUGGGUAACCCGGGAUGGUCAUACGAUGAUUUGCUUCCGUAUUUUAUGAAGUUAGAAGAAACCCGUACACGGCACCAAGAUUCACAAUAUCGAGGUCACGAAGGAUACGUUAAAGUAGAAGAUGUUCCAAUUCGAACCCGAUCCGCAGAAACGUUCAUAGAGGCUCUUCAGCAAAUGGGAUACAGUUACGUAGAUUACAAUGGUUACCAGCAAAUAGGUGUAUCAUAUGUUCAAGCAACUCUGCAAGACAGUAGAAGAUGCAGUGCUGAAAAGGCGUAUCUUAGAAAGGCACAAGAAAGGGGGAAUUUGAAGAUCAUUAAAAAAGCUCUUGUAACAAAAGUCAUUAUAAAUCCAAUUACAUUAGAAGCUGAAGGAGUUGAAUAUGAACGAGACGGAAUGUAUUAUACUGCUAAGGCCAGAAAGGAAGUAAUCCUUUCUGCUGGAGCAUUUCACUCACCACAACUGCUCAUGCUCUCCGGAAUCGGUCCAAGGUACCAUCUGAGCGAACUCGACAUCCCCGUCCUUAAAGAUCUUCCUGUGGGUCAAAAAAUGUACGACCAUCUGUCCUUCCCAGAAUUGGUAAUCACUUUGAACGAGUCAAUAGUAUUUAAGGCCAGUUCUUUUGGCAUCAACGAGUUCAAACAGUACUUCUCAAAUCAGCCAAGUCUAAUAAGCACUCUUGGAGGUGUGGAAGCUUUGGCGUAUCUAAAUCUAAACCUUACCAACCGUAAUCCUACUUAUCCAGACGUAGAACUAAUUUUUAUGGGAGGCGGAUUACACUCAGACUUCGGAUUAAUUACAAGAAAAACGUUUAGAAUUACAGACAGAAUGUAUAACAGAAUUUGGAAGCCCAUUGAGAACGAAAAUGCCUGCCAAAUAUUACCCAUGUUGGUACAUCCUAAAUCUUAUGGUUAUAUUAAGCUGAAAUCCAAGGAUCCUCAUGUUCAGCCCAAACUUUAUGGAAAUUAUUUAACAGAUGCGUACAAUGAAGAUGUGAGAACAUUUAUAGCGUCGAUCAGGGCCAUACAAGAAAUUAUCCAAACUCCGGCAUUUCAACGAUAUAACGCCCAAUUGUUGGAUACGCCUGUUCCAGGAUGUGAACUGUUUCGUUUUGAUUCUGAUCCCUAUUGGGAAUGUGCACUGCGUCACUUAGCAGUAACACUACAUCAUCAAGUAGCAACAUGUAAAAUGGGUCCAAAAUAUGAUCCCGAAGCGAUAGUGGACAGUUCGCUUAGAGUUUAUGGGAUUAAGAGACUUAGAGUUGCCGAUGCAAGUGUCAUCCCCCUACCCGUAACGGCUCACACCAACGUACCGGCUUAUAUGAUUGGAGAAAAAGCGUCAGAUAUAAUAAAACAAGAUUAUAUGUAUAGUCCAUAUCCAAAUUAUUGA